UUUCCUUCUCCCCUCACGUUAAGUGCCGUCAAUAUUAUGGGAAACACCACAGCACCCGCCCACUCUUGGGUCCCGCCUCCGAGGCCGCCUCAGGCCGGGAACGGCCCGUCGUCCCUCAGCGCUCACCCCCCGACCCUGGGGGGGCACCGCCUGCCCAGGGGGGUUGGAAAGACUACUUUGAUCCAGAAAGUCACGCAAGCUCUAAAAUCCUCAGGCAUUCCCAUUGAUGGAUUUUACACGGAGGAAGUUAGAGAAGGUGGCAGGAGAACAGGAUUUGAUGUUGUCACUUUGUCUGGAAACCGAGGACCUUUAUCUAGAGUCAGUUCUAAUUCUACUUCAAGAUGUGAAUACCGGGUUGGACAAUAUGUUGUAGACCUUGUUUCCUUUGAGGGGUUGGUUCUACCUAUGCUAAGAAAUGUAAACCAUGGUGGUGAUACAGAGAGAAGAAUUUGUGUCAUUGAUGAGAUUGGUAAAAUGGAACUCUUCAGCCAGGCUUUUAUUCAAGCUGUUCGUCAAACGCUGGCUGGCUCAGGGACUGUGGUGCUUGGAACUAUUCCAAUACCUAAGGGAAAGCCACUGGAUCUUGUUGAAGAAAUAAGAAGUAGGAAAGAUGUUAAAGUGUUCAAUGUUAGUAAGGAAAACAGAAACAGCAUUUUGCAAGACAUCUUGGCAGCUGUGGAAUCCUGCAGAAAAUGAAGACCUUUUCUUUCCUGUAAACACUAAAGCUUUUAUUUCAACAAAACAUUUUGCGGAUGUUUUAGAGUCUGUCUUUCCUGCUUUAGGCCCUGGAGGCUUUACUGGAGCCUUCAGGGUAGCAAGGUAAAGCUGGUAAUAAUCUAAAAUGUGAAAAUGAGAUAGCGGGAUUUGUAUUUAUUUAGUUCACCAAAUUCAAAAAAUUGAACAGAGUUGUAGCUAACAUCCAGUUCUAAUCUGGGUGUUUGGAAGUGAGGUGGUCUAACUCUGAUCUAGGUCACCUCAUGUAAAAACAAUUAACUGUAAAAUCUGUUUGAGAUCUGAGUCUUCCUGAGUGUGUUUGGGCUUGCUCUGAAGUACAGAGAGCACUUCAGUGUCUGGAACUUAGCCCUGGUGUAACAGAACAGAACCCUGUCCCAAAUCUAUGUGUGUUCUGCCUGGCUUAUGUAGAAGUGUCUUUGCUGUUGGCAACCCAGUUUAUGUGCAUCCAAGUGUGUUUCAACAUGGGUGCUGACAAAUCAUGAAGUAGAAGGAAUAAGCUGAUGGUCUCUCUCCCUCUACUUCCAGACACCCUUCCCUGCAGUUGCAGUAUAAGUAGGGUUAACUAAAGUUUCAAGAAAAUUUCCUGUAGUCCCAAGUGACAUUUACAGAAUUCCACUUUGGGUGUAAAAAUAACCAACUCUAACCUGUCCUGCAUGGCCCAGACAGCAGUUGCUAAGAGGCUGCAUUUUGAUUUUAUUUUCAGUUUUCUGAUGGUAAUCCUGUCCCACACCCCUUGUAAAAUUAUAUGUAUGAAACUUCAAGUCUGUGAAGUUCAGUCAAAUGUUGACGUGUUUUUCAUGCAGAGCUUGUUUAAUCAGGAUUGACUUAAUACUGCAUUUAUCUGUAUUUGUUUUACAAUCUGUUAUGUUUAUUGAUACUUCUUAUUUGUUUGGGUUUUUUUCCUUAUUCAGAUCUGUUCAUGCUUAAUGGUGAAAUAAGAAGUGUUUGAGAGUAUUAAACAAUGUGUUUCCCUAUGAGGUGUGCAGAUGUGUUCAGGAAAAGUGCUACCACUUAAUCAGUUUUGCAUGCUGUGAAAACAGAAUUCCCUCCUAGGUGCACACUGUUCAUUGUACAAUUUAUUGUCAUCUCUGGUUGUAGAAAGUUGUUAAGAAUUCAGUUGUUGCUUAACUUUUUUCUGUUCAGUUUAGUAACUUUUAAAAUCAGCAAACUAUUCAAAGCCAUUUUCAAAUAUAAUUUUAUUUAUUAAUUUCUGUAGAACUGACACCCACACUUGUACAGGGCUGGAUGGGGACAGGCAUUUUUACAGGUGUCCUGCAAACAGCCGGGAGCAUGGAAGGAAUGUCCUUUCUCUUUCCUGUAUUCAGAACAAGGGGGUCUGGUACAAACAUUGCCCCUCCCCACACAGUAGGAGGUACAUGCAAUGUUAUAGGAUGCCACGGCCUCAUUCCUUUCUGCCCAAAUCUGUUUGGAUGGUAAUAUUAUUUUCAUCAUACUUGGGAAAAAGAAAAUUCAUCUUAGGGUCCCACUCCUUUGAGAAUGUACAGCUCCUGGCUGCUUUUUGCAAAUUAAGGUUGUGCCCUGGAGAUAUCGCUAAUUCUUUAAUUACUUCAGGCAUCUUACUCAGACAAAACACCUUUUUAGAGGUGAAGGACUUGGGACCAGUGUAAACCUUUUCAGGGCUGUAUGCCAUAGGUUUUUGAGCAGAAACCUUAACUAUUGGAUGUCCUCCUGUUUCAAUGUCAAGUCUCUUAAGCUGUAAAAUAUGCUGCAAAAGAACAGUUCAAUGAUUAAAUAAAUACCCAACGUCUA
Messenger RNA from Pseudopipra pipra, 2505 nucleotides. RefSeq names its product nucleoside-triphosphatase, cancer-related (gene NTPCR). Gene Ontology annotation, molecular function: ATP hydrolysis activity. The coding region runs from base 37 to 696 and encodes 219 amino acids. The record is from RefSeq and is a predicted model, not a curated record. The transcript is spliced from 5 exons. Lineage: Eukaryota; Metazoa; Chordata; Aves; Passeriformes; Pipridae.